Molecule: messenger RNA, 1593 nt
Organism: Gaeumannomyces tritici R3-111a-1
Lineage: Eukaryota; Fungi; Ascomycota; Sordariomycetes; Magnaporthales; Magnaporthaceae
Product: monothiol glutaredoxin-5
Exons: 2
Coding region: 163-957 (264 amino acids)
Molecular function (GO): 2 iron, 2 sulfur cluster binding
Source: RefSeq, a predicted model, not a curated record
CUUGGCCGAUAUCGAAACAAAACUUGAUGCGCACCUGGCAGCCCAAGAGUGACGGCGCGCACGACUCACGAGACGCUGGCUUGUUUCUUCUUCUUUUUUCUUCUUCUUCCUUUUCCUCUCUCAACCCGUGCACCUACGCCGAGCAGCGACGACGAUACAGCCAUGUCUACCAUCAAAGACAUCACAAGCGUGCCUGAGUGGGAGGCGCACCUGGCCGCCCUGCCGCCUACGACCCUCCUGGUUAUUUACUUCCACGCCCCAUGGGCGCCGCCCUGCGCCCAGAUGGCCACGGUCCUCAAGACCCUCGCUGCCGAGUAUCCCGUGGCAGACCCGCCCGCGACGUCGUGGGUCGCGCUCGACGCCGAAGACCUCAGCGAUGUCAGCGAGACCUACGACGUAACCGCCGUCCCCUUCGUCGUGCUGUCGCGCGGCGGAAAGGUGCUCGAGUCCGUCAGCGGCAACAGUGCCCAGCGAGUCCGCACCGCCAUUGAGGCGAACGCCGGCAGCGCAUCCUCCUCCCCCACCGGCGCCACGGCCGAGGCCACGACGGUCGCCCCCACGAACGGCGAUGCUACCGCUACGACCGGCGCACCCCAAGAUCCGGCGAAGCAGAAGGAGGAACUGUUCAAGCGACUUGGCGAUCUGGUCAAGGCGGCGCCGGUGAUGCUCUUCAUGAAGGGCACGCCGAGCUCACCGCAGUGCGGCUUCUCGAGGCAGAUAGUCGCCAUACUGAGAGAGAACUCGGUCAAGUACGGGUUUUUCAAUAUCCUAGCCGACGACGAGGUUAGGCAAGGCUUGAAGGAAUUCGCCGACUGGCCUACCUUCCCACAACUAUGGGUCGACGGCGAGCUGGUCGGAGGCUUGGACAUUGUUAAAGAGGAGAUGGCAAACGACGCCGAUUUCUUCAAGGCCUAUAGCGCUAAGGCUGGUGCCGAUCCCACUGUCUCCGAGCCAUAGUGUUCACCAUAAUCACUCAAACCCUCAACAAAGAAACAGCUUUCUUGGGGAGGUUGUCUUGGAGAGAGAGCUCACGUGGCCGAUGCCACCUCUCUUUCUCCCUGUCCCAUCAUUCGGACAGUUUGCUGGGGCAUAAUUCAAGGGCUUUCCCAAGGUUCGUCGGGCCCAGGAGCCACAGAAGAGAAUCUAAGGCUACCCAACGUCGUUGAUGGCACACACCCGGUAUGUGCUUGUCACGGGAAAGCAGAAUGGAGACGGAGGAUUUCAAGCGCUAUUUGAUGACUUUGAUUGUGAAUCAAAGGGGCCCACGAUAUGGCUCAUAGUCACUCGAUCGCAACGUUUGUGAUUUGAGGCAUGUUGGGCAGCUGCGCUGCGCGGAAGUAAGGCUAGACUUAGACGCGGACGUAAGAUACCAACCAAGUAGCAGCGUCGAGCAGGCUUGGUAUGCGGAAUGAAAGAAGAAGAUCGAGACGAUACCGGACACCGGCAAGGGUUACAUCUACUGGAAACAAUCAUCAGACAUGGCUCAUUAGGAGUACAUGGAAACCUAUCAAUCUUGAGAUGGGAUCAAAGAUGAAGCUGAAUGCAAGGUGUUGGGUGCACUGUUGAUAUGAGGAGUGAAUUGGGAAGCCGCGA